Molecule: messenger RNA, 1927 nt
Organism: Bombina bombina (fire-bellied toad)
Lineage: Eukaryota; Metazoa; Chordata; Amphibia; Anura; Bombinatoridae
Gene: THTPA
Product: thiamine triphosphatase
Exons: 3
Coding region: 192-836 (214 amino acids)
Biological process (GO): dephosphorylation; thiamine metabolic process; thiamine diphosphate metabolic process
Molecular function (GO): magnesium ion binding; thiamine triphosphate phosphatase activity
Source: RefSeq, a predicted model, not a curated record
CCCCAUGGGUCACUGGCAGUAACAUCAGCCCACUCUAUCUUAAUUGCCCUGUCGUCCACACCCUUCUUAGUAAUUACUGACUCACCGGUGUAACCUGAACGUUAUUGGGAUUAAUUUACUAACACCCAGUUCCGGUACAAUGGAUUAUGGGAUAAGUAGUUUACCGAAAUACUAAAGUUCCACCAGGAGAUAUGUGCUCUAUGAUCCUCCCAUCUAGUUCCAUUGAGGUAGAGAGGAAGUUUGUCCCAGGUCCAGAUGUGGAGGGACGCUUGCAUGACUUGGGAGCAGUGCUACUGAAGGAACUGGUAUUUUGUGAUUCUUACUAUGACAGUCCUGACCUCCUACUGACCACAAGGGAUCUCUGGUUGAGAAAGAGAGAUCAUAGCUGGGAGUUGAAGCACCCACCUAAGAGGGGGACACUGGGAUUGAGUGGAGCCUCUACCCAAUACAGGGAGGUAAACUGUGAGGCUGAAAUAAUCAGUCGUGUAAGUGAGGAGCUAGGAGUUCCAUGUCCUCUCAGUCUGGAUUCUCUUCCAUUGCAAGAGUUUGCUACUUUUGUUACAAGAAGGCGAAGGUUCCAGAUACCGCAAAGUGGAGAUUCUCGCCAUUCAGUGAUUGUAGAUUUGGACAUGGCAGAUUUUGGUUUUGAAGUUGGAGAGGUGGAGGUCCUGGUGGAUACACAGGAUGAAGUAGAAAAUGCCCUGCAGGAAGUGGAAGAGAUUUGCAAGAAGAUGGGUGUGCUCAGUGAUUCUCCUGUUCCAGGAAAAAUGUCAACGUUUCUUCGUUUGAACAGAACAGAGCAUUAUAAUCGCCUACGUGAGGCCCAUGUGCUGUGAGAAUUUAAAGGGACAGUAUACACCAAUUCUCAUUUAACUGCAUGUAAUAGACACUACUAUAAAGAAUAAUAUGCACAGAUACUGAUUUAAAAUUUAGUAUAAAACCUUUUAAAAACUUACCUAGAUGCUCCCAAUUUAGCACUGUUGAUUAGGUUAGACAGGGACACCCACUGAAAGGGGCUGAGAGCAAACCUUCCCCCAACAUAUGAAAAGACCCAUUAUACAAACAGAAGCAAUCUUUAGUCUGUAUACAUCUAAAACUUUGGGGUUUGGUUAGGAGUCUGAAAAUCAGCAUGUUAUUUAAAAAUAAGCAAAACUAUACAUUUUUAUAAAAUCACACCCAGAUGGGCUAUACAAAUGGAUCAUCUACAAAACAUUUAUGCAAAGAAAAAUCUAGUGUACAAUGUCCCUUUUUAAAGGGCCAGUCCCAGAAUGUUUAUUGUUUAAAAAGAUAGAUAAUCCCUUUAUUACCCAUUCCCCAGUUAUGCACAACCAACACGGUUAUAUAAAUAUACUUUUUACCUCUGUGAUUACCUAGUAUUUAAGCUUCCACAGACUGCCCCCUUAUUUCACUUCUUUUGAUAGACUUGCAUUUUAGCCAAUCAGUGCUGACUCAUAACUUCAAGCGAGUGAGCAUGUUAUCUAAAUGGCACACAUGAACUAGCGCUGUGUAGUUGUGAAAAACUGUCAAAAUGCACUAAGAUAAGAGGCAGCCUUCAAGGGCUUAGAAAUUAGCAUAUGAGCCUACCUAGGUUUAGCUUUCAACAACAAAUACCAAGAAAACAAAGCAAAUUUGAUGAGUUGUUUAAAAUUGCAUGCCCUAUCUGAAUCAUGACAGUUUAAUUUCAACUAGACUGUCCCUUUGAAGUUGCAGCUAUCCUUUCUCUUUGACCCUGUCCAAAUGGAGUCUCCCAGCCUAGUGUUAACAUUUCUUAGAGAUUUCAGUUGUUUCAACAGACAAUCUCUGAUCCUGCAAAACAGAUGACUUGUAAUUGUUUUAUUGCAGCUAAUUUCCUCAUUCCAGGAGCAAAUCAUUUAAUUUUUGCUACCAAUGAAUCUUUGUUAAUUUAAUAAACAUCUUUGGCCCAGUG